UUAGCAGCUUGCUCGCGCUCCCCGUUCAUCUCAAAGUGCUCGUUCAGGUGUUUGUAAAGGCGGCAGAAGAGCCUGGAAGCGGCUGUGAAACAUUAAAUCAGCGUCCAAACCUGCACCGUUAGCAAUGGCGUGGAAGACCAUGGAAAUUAACCCGGAGAUGCUGAACAAAGUGUUCGGUAAGCUGGGCGUCGGUGCCGGCUGGCAUUUCGUUGACGUCCUGGGGCUGGAAGAUGACUCCCUAUCCUCGGUACCCACGCCGGCCUGCGCGGUAAUGCUGCUCUUCCCGUUAACACAACAGCAUGAGUCUUUUCGAAAGAAGCAGGCUGAGGACCUGGAAGGUAAAUGCAAGGGGAACUCCAGCGUGUACUUCAUCAAGCAGACGAUCGGCAACUCUUGUGGCACGGUGGGGCUGCUGCAUGCUGUGGCGAACAACAAGGACAAGAUGGAGUUUGCGGGGGACUCUGUCCUGAAGAAAUUUCUAGAUGAGACUGCUGACAUGUCUGCGGAAGACCGUGCCAAGCAGCUCGAGGCUAACACGGCCAUCCAUACGACCCACGACGAGGUGGCGGCGGAAGGACAGUGUCAGCCGCCGGAAGAUAACGUGAACUUCCAUUUCAUCACCUUCGUCAACGUGGACGGGCAGCUCUACGAGCUGGAUGGGAGGAUGAAGUGUCCUGUGAAUCAUGGCACCACGCAAGAUGACUCCUUCAUAAUGGAUGCAGCGAAAGUGUGCCGCGGGUUUGUGCAGCGUGAGAAGGGGGAGGUCCGCUUUUCGUCCGUGGCCUUGUGCAAGGCCUAAACGGACCACAAGGGGGCGUGGUUCUCCCAGAACCACAACAGCACAUAGCUUCACGCUUCCUCCCGCUGUGUAAAUGGUGUCUUUUUGCAAAUCAAGAAUUCUGUUGUCAGUUGCCGUACUUUGUUGGAACCCUUGAAGGCCGGUUUUGUUGGAAUUUUCCUAAAAUGAUGAGGCUUACUGCUACUGAACGGUUCCUGUCAUCUGUAGUACUAUGUUACAAUGGCUGUGCUGCUGAGAAGACUUGGUUCCUUAAGUCUUAUUGCACUACUGGUCAUGGCCGGCCGUAUUUAGGAUGGUUACAAUCCAGUUGUUAAUAAAUUCUUUGCUUAUGCAACUUUCAGUGAGUUUUCUUUGAAUGGCGGGGAAGUCAAAUUUUUCCAUCUGCCGCAUCAUGAGUGGCCACUAGAGGGCAGUCAAUGACGCUGGUUCACAUGUUCACCAUUCGGUUUUCUAGAAUGCAGAUUUGACUUGCUUGUAACGCAGCCGGAAUACAGCUAGUGGCAAUGGUAACUGGUAUUGACAGGACGUGUAGAAGUAGAUAUUAGCAAAGGGUGGGAUAAUGCUCAAACUGACCAACUUGGGGAUUGGGGGGGAUGGUGUGUAGACAGUAACCAAAAGCAUGUGAUUUCUACCCCCUGCGUAUUUUCUUACAUGGUUCUGAAGGGUAAUUGUACAAUUCCAGUUGAAUGCCUGAAAUAAACAAUCAACGGUUUCCACGCUUGAACUUCUAAAGACAA
This is a messenger RNA of Paramormyrops kingsleyae, 1536 nucleotides long. RefSeq names its product ubiquitin carboxyl-terminal esterase L1 (ubiquitin thiolesterase) (gene uchl1). The record is from RefSeq and is a predicted model, not a curated record. Gene Ontology annotation, biological process: protein deubiquitination; ubiquitin-dependent protein catabolic process. NCBI's taxonomy places the organism in Eukaryota, Metazoa, Chordata, Actinopteri, Osteoglossiformes, Mormyridae. Gene Ontology annotation, molecular function: cysteine-type deubiquitinase activity. Gene Ontology annotation, cellular component: cytoplasm.